GCUUAAUCGAUAUUUACAGGCGUUCUGCACCAGUGAUGUUUCAAAACGAAACAAGAUUUUGACGUGUUCAAGAAUUUCUUACCAGAGAACUUAACACAGUACAAGAUCCAGGGUAUAAUUGUUACAAAAACACAAAUUGAAACAUGGCCGACGAAAUAAUUUACAGCAGAACAGGGACAACAGAUUCAAAAAGUAUAUCCGACAACCCUGAAUCAUCUGCAUUGAUAUCUGCCAUUCUAAGCUCAGAUAACAUAAUUAAUGAGGAGCUAAAUCUCUUUAGACAGUGGGCUUUUAUAUGCGAAUGCGCAAUUAGACACAUUCACAACAUGGACACCUUCGCAACGGGAAGCAGAAUCGAUUGUUCCUCUUCACCAUCAAGUGAUGAUGACCAAAUGAUACAAAUAAAGGACACAGAAGUUACCUGCGAAGAAGACUUUAAAGUUAACCAGGCGGGAAAUGUGAUGAUCAUGAUCACAAAAGACUCUCCUCCAGGUUACACUUUAUUGAGAAUCUAUAAACUUUCUGAUCAUCUACAAAGGCAUGAAACCAAAUCAUGUUUAGAAUCCUGUAUUCAAUCUGAAGGUGCUUUUUAUUUGUCGAGUGAUCGCUACCUUAGAUAUGUCAUGAAUUUAAUAGCAGGAAUGGAUAAGUAUUCACCCCUGUCCUUCCAUGCAGGAGAGUCACUACGUCACGGCCCAUGUGUUAUGCUGAAUUACGGUGAUCAUGGAAUGGAUUCUGAUAUGGGCAUUGCAUUAAGAUGUUCCACUUGGCCAAAAGAAUCAAUAGAAUGGAUUUUCAGAAGACGAAAGUCUAACUGGCCUGACGAAAUUCUGAUCGAAAAAAUCAAGAAAAUGCCUUGUCACGUUUUGCCUGUAGGUCAUCCUAACUCCGAGAGCUGUCAUCAAGAAUGGCGCUUUGCCUUUGUAAUGCCAGAGAGAGAACUCAUCUGGAAUUUCAAUGACGUACAAAUUCAGUGUUUCGUUAUAUUUAAAACACUGAAGAAAGAGAUUCUAGAUAAAAUUUCAACCGACGAAAUUAAUUCUUUUCAUUUGAAAACUAUUCUUUUUUGGUUGUCCGAAGAAAUCAUUCAUUGGGAUGAAGUGAAUUUAAUUGACAAUGUGAAGAAAUGUUUGUCUUUCUUAAACAAAAGCAUCCAAGAAAGGCACUUAUCCCACUAUUUCUUUAAAUCUAGAAAUCUCUUUGCGGGAAAACUUAAAGAUAAAACAGUGAGGACCCGUCUUUCAUCUGAAAUAUUAAACAUACAGAAAAAUAUCCUUCAAUGCUUUUUGAUUUGCGAAUGGCGCUACAAAUAUGAAAAUGGUUAUUUGUUAACAUUGCGCAUUCUAUUGCAAGAACAACGACAGAGCAACUUUCUUGACAUCGGUAGAACUGUUUUGCAAAUUACAAAUUGGAAAUUUCGCCGAAACAAGUACACGCAUGCUCGAAGUCUCAGUAUGGAAGUGAUCAUGGGAAUCAUGUUCCUUCAAACAAAUGUUGACAGUUUGAUUAAAGUUGCAGAGGAAGUGGCUGAUCAGCUGAAAGAUACACUGAUGGGAACCUUUGCAUUGAAAUUUCUAUCUAUCCGAGUUGGAAUGCUUUGUCUUGUGGAAGCUAAAAGAACGGCAGACAAAGAUGCACGACAAAACUUCGUUUCCGAGGCGAAAUGGUAUUUUGAGACUGGAUUGGAACACGACGUUCUGGCUGCAACCAUGUAUUUACUUACUUACCACUAUCAAGCGAGAAACUAUAAAGUAAUUGGAAAAUUUCUUACUGAUCUUUUAUGUAAACGUAUAGCAAUCCCAUACAAAGGGACACCCGGACUUGUCACUUGUGGGAAUCGUACAUUACUUUCGCCCAACAUGGACGAAACAGUAACAGAAAAAGAUAUGGCAAACGAAAACGACGUCGCCUUUGAUGUCAUAUUCAGUUCAAUGGAUAUUUCAUGCGUACCUCCUGCUAUACAGUAUGAAUGUGCUCUAUUGGAAGGAAGAUGUAAUUGGUCCUUUUGUUCAAUUAAUCCACUCGUGUAUGUUUGCUAUGUGCAGUUUCAGGUUGCAUUCAAUCAGAAAGAACUGGAACAACAACGAUUUGCUGUCGAACACUUGAAAAAGAUGGUACUUUAUGUUGAAAAUGGGGAAGAGAACUUUAUCAGAACACCAGUUGAACUUCAUAGACAUUACAAUAUAUUGGGAUAUUGUUACUGCCUCAUGAAUGACCAAACAAAUGCUAUAAAAUGGUUUGUGAAAUCCCUGGAGGCAUGCCCAACUGUUGGGAAUGCAGCAGCAUAUCAAUUAUGCAUUGCAAUUUACAGCUCUGGAUAUCUAUUUUCAAACCUUAAAUAAAUCAUGGAACACGUUAA
This is a messenger RNA of Magallana angulata, 2359 nucleotides long. RefSeq lists its product as uncharacterized. Lineage: Eukaryota; Metazoa; Mollusca; Bivalvia; Ostreida; Ostreidae. The transcript is spliced from 3 exons. The record is from RefSeq and is a predicted model, not a curated record. Bases 144 to 2342 code for a protein of 732 amino acids.